Molecule: messenger RNA, 1894 nt
Organism: Effrenium voratum
Lineage: Eukaryota; Dinophyceae; Suessiales; Symbiodiniaceae
Source: the annotation of a GenBank genome assembly
CCCUUGGCUUUUUGGUUUUGGGUGUUGGUUUCUUGCUCCUGGGCUUCGUUGACUCCAAGUGAGCGCUGCACAAGUCGGCGGCGCCCUCCGCGGUCCCGUGGCGCCGCUUUCAAGAGCGCUGCGGGUCGGGCGCCAUGACGGGCCAUGGGCGAGUGGCAGCCAGGGCUCGCGGCGCUGGCGGCGGCGAGAGAACAGCUCCUCCGCUCGAACGUGAUCAGCUUCAACGCUGCGUUGAGCUCCUGUCGAUGGCAAAAGGCGCAGCAGGUCUUCGGUCGACUUAGCCAAGCGCUACGGGCCGAUGUCAUCUCCCAGAACUCCUUGAUGAACGCCUGCGGCAAAGCAGCCCAGUGGCCGCUCACGCUGGGCGUUCUGGAGGUGAUCAAGGCCACCCAGAUGCGGCCCACGGCCAUCACUUACAACACGGCCAUGGCGGCUCUGAGGUGGCGUGAGGCCUUGGUGCUGCUGCCGGAUGGCGAUCAGGGCGGCUGCAAUGCCCUGCUGGGUGGCAUCUGUGACGAGGCCUCUGCCUGGAGGGAGGCGCUGGCCUUGGCCCGCACGGGCGCGCCCAGCGCGGCGACCUGGACGUGUACGGUGUCCGCCUGUGCCAAAGCCGCGAGGUGGCGGUUUGCCCAAAGUCUGCUGCAGGCUUCGAGCGGAAGUGUUUUUGCCGGCGCGGCGUUGGUGAAGCGGCCCUGGCGCAGAGCGUUGGAUCUGUUGAAGGCGAUGUGCGCGAGGGCGUUGCAGCGCUCGGUGGUGACCUGCAGCAGCUGCAUCACCUGCCUCGCGGAGCCGGAAACUGCGCGGUGGCAGGUGUCCUUGGGACUUUUGGACGACCUGCAGGUGCAUGAAGUGGAGCCCAACGUCAUCACCUGCAAUGCAGCCAUGAGCGUCUGCGAGAAAGCCGAGCAGUGGCAGCUGGUGCUUUGGCUGCUGCGUGGCUUUCGCGGCAGCCCUGUGAGUUUCAACACCGCCAUCAGCGCCUGCGCGCGCUGCGGCCGGUGGCAGCAGGCCUUGGCCUUGCUGCACACCUCGCAGCGGCUGUUUCCUGCAGUUCCGGACCUUUCGGGCCUCAAUGCAGCCAUCACCGCCUGCGAGAAAGCAGCUCAGUGGCCAUUGGCGUUGCAGCUGCUGGAAGAAGCAAGACGGCUGGAUGUGGUGUCUGUGAGCGCCUGCGUCAGCUGCCUGGAGAAGGCCUUGCAAUGGCAGCGCGCCUUGAGGCUCUUCUUUCUGAUGGCGGACUGGCGGCUCCGCGCCAAUGUGAUCACUUGCAAUGCUGCCAUCAGCGCCUGCGAGAAGUGCGAGCAGUGGCGGUUCGCGCUCCUUUUGCUGCAGGCGGCUGAGAUGGACAUGAAUCUGGACGUGAUCUCCUUCAACGCGUCCAUCUCUGCUUGCGAGAACGCCUCCCAGUGGCCGCACGCCCUGGCGCUGCUGAGCCGGCUCCUGCGCCCCUCAACGAAAGGGAGUCGGAGACGGGCCUGUCGGCGCGUGGCGGCGACAGUGGUCACCUUCAACGUAACCAUCAGCGCCUGUCAGGGCGCCUCCAAGUGGCAAGAGGCUUUGGCGCUCUUUGGCCAAGCAAAGGGCCUUCAGCCCAACGUGAUCACCUUCAACGCGGCUCUGCGCGCCUUGGAGGCGGCUGCGCGGUGGCCCUCGGCACUUUACUUGCUGGAGAUCAUGGACGCAAGGCGCUUGGUUCCGGACGCCUUGAGUUUCCAAGCGGCGGUGGCUGCGACAGGCCCAGGGAACCUGCAGACUUUGCGGCUUUUGGACCGGCUGAGGGCGGACAUGAGGCGCUUUGAUCUUCAAUCCGACCUUUGAGAAGGCGGACAUUGCUCGGGUGUUGGCACACCUGCGGCCCAUUUAAGAGUUCCUUUUGGUGGAGUGAUGUUUAGAG